Neospora caninum is the source of this 3756-nucleotide messenger RNA. RefSeq names its product Zinc finger (CCCH type) protein, related. Lineage: Eukaryota; Apicomplexa; Conoidasida; Eucoccidiorida; Sarcocystidae. Gene Ontology annotation, molecular function: metal ion binding. The record is from RefSeq and is a predicted model, not a curated record. Bases 1 to 3756 code for a protein of 1251 amino acids. The transcript has 2 exons.
AUGUGCGCAGUAAAUGAGGCGGUCGAGCUGGUAGUCGGCGGCCAGGUUUUCUACGCAUCUGCGUCGACUCUCCGCCGUUCCAGGACUCUACGACAGCUCCUUCAGAAAGUGUCCCCCAGCCAAUCUCCAGGCAGCGGAGAUUGCGGCCAACCGACGCCUCUGGUGCCGGAAUCCGAUGGUGACGAAACACCCUCUUGUUGCCGAGAAGGAAGUACCUACCCAGUGGCUAAUCCCAACGCGUCUGCCCAGCCACGGCCAGCUGCCAGCCCGAGCGUUACAAAGAGCAUUUUCAUUGACCGCGACCCUUACCGUUUCAGUUUCGUUUUGGAGUAUCUUCGAAAUGGCCAGCUGGACGUACGGGAGACGAGCGGAGGGCAGAAAGUUUUCAGGGAAGUGUUGGAAAUUGGCGCACCUGCUGGCGACAAUGAGUUUUCCGACAGUGCUCAGUAUCAUGGGUGCAGUGCCGGCGAAUCAGAUGAUAGACCCGAGGGUAGUGGUUCCAAGUUCGCCGCUUGCCUGUCUCUAGUCAGCUUGCGAUGUGAGUUUGAUUACUUUAGUAUUGGCUGGCCGAGUCGUUGCAUGCGUUGUGACGUCUUAUUUGAUCCGUCGCGUUGUCGGCAACGCCCCACAGAUUCGAAGCGCGUCGAUCUUACCGGGGGUUUCCUAGGGCUGCAGCAUGAUCGGGCAGAGGACACAACUGCCUCAGCAGUGGGGCAAACGUCCACCGCCUCGUCUGAACUCCCUGCACUCAGCGUUGAGGGCGAGGGUGAUCUGGAGCUGAAGUGUUACUACCACCCAGGUGAAUUGAUUGCGAUCGAUCUGUCUGCGUCCGACUGUGACAAUGGCUCUCGGAAAAGGGCGCUGGAGCGCCAAAGAGCCGGACGUAGGAAGCAUCUUUACUACACCUGCUGCAACAGACGUGACGAUGCAGUCGGAUGUGAGGCCGGGGCUCACCUAAGUGAGGAGGAAGCUCUGGCCAGUGUCCUUCGACGCCAAAGCCCGCCGCUGCCUGACUGUGGUGUCGAGGCUGACCCAGACAGGCUUCCUGGAACGUCACCGGUCCAUUGCUCUGGCGAGUCUUCUGCCGAUAACCCGAUCGGAUCGGAGACUGGGAAACGUGGAGAGGGCGAGACCAGCGAGCAAGUCGUCGCGCAGCAUUACAUCGCCGCAGCAAUGUCCGCCUGCGAGACUGAGGUUCUGAGGCGCAUGCAGGAAGGUAACGGCGCUUGUUGCCGACCUGCGAGGAGUGCUGACGGCUGUGGCAGUGUACGUGGCGGCAUUCCGGCGCCAGAAUCCCACAGAGAUUCUAUCUUGAGCUGUGGAUCUACGGAGAAGAGAGAAGCUGCAAGCGGGGCGCAAGAGACGUGGGCAUGCAGUGCCAAAUCAGUGCCCGCAGACAGUCGAGAAUCACUGCCCUGCGCCGCUGAUUCGCCCAACUGCUCCGGACACGAAUUCGCCGUUGGACCUCCGUUUGCGGAUUCCGGACUCCAGAUGCCGCAGUACCCAGGGAUGCCCGUCUGUUCAGCCUCUUCUCCGGGUGUCGGGUAUCCCCUGGCUGUCCACUAUUCGCAACAGGCACCGCAGGGAGCGGCUGUGUGGUCUGGGGGGUCAGACACAACAUCCCCGUCCAGUGUGCCUACUGCGACGCAGCAGGCUGGAUUUCCGGGGGCGUAUCUUCCUGCAUAUUCCGUUGACAUCACCCGCCCUCCAGGAAGUGCGGCGGGCACGGACAAUUCGGCAGCGUCUAUGGCGCUGGCGUUUUGUCAGCCUGCGGCAACUGCGCGUUAUCCCUACGGAUCGUCCGUGCCUCCGGUGGUGCCUGCACCGUGGAUUUGUCCCUUUUACUUCGUCCCAGGGACGGUGCCGCCAGGCACUCCGCACGGCACGGCGCCCAAUCUUCUUCUCGCUCCCCAGCAGUCACAGUCCGAGCCUCCACAACUUUUGCAUCCCCAGCUAAAUGCUCCGCAGGCGCCCCUUUAUGCGUGGGACACGGUGCCGGCACCGGCUGCUGGAGCUCCGGCGACGCAGCCAACAAAGUCUCAUGAGUCGCUUCUGGCGUGCUCGCCCGCGUGCGCGCCCGAGUUGGGAAAACCAGGAGGCGAAGCAGUUUGCCCGUGGCAGGACUCCCUGCCUGUUGCUUUGCGUCAAGAUGCAGGCAUGGCCUGUUGCCCCUGGCCGCAUGAACAGCCUAGCCAUCAUCAACGCGUUUUUCAGGAACAGUUCUGCUUGCAACAUCUGCAUGUCCAACAGUAUCACGGAGUCCACCUUCCCGGUACGGUGGCGAACGCGAGUACCUCUCCGCCCCUGCAUGCGGACGCUGCGGUGCGGGGUGAGGCGGUUGAGCAGACAGGCGCAACGCGGGGACCACGCCUCACCGAACGGCAGAGUCGGAGUGGCUAUGCUCGCGAUGCGAUUCACCGGGAGGGCGAGACGGAUGACGAAGGGCGCUCUCGAGAGACUGACCCGGAGGCCGAACGCGCCCCCGCGGGAAGAGCCGGACACAAUGAGCCCAGUGGGAUCGCGUCUGGGGAGGCGCUCGGAUCAGAGCCGCUACCAGGGUCGGCAAGUGCGGCGGGCGACGACGUUGCAGUGCCACAGGGAGUCCUGGGUCGCGCGGGGUCCGUUCAUGGGGCGAGUACCCCAGGCAGCGAAACUCGCACUGAUGGAAACCACUCGUGUGUCGUCCUUCGUCGGAGAAGGCCAGGCCGCGCUGGGGGAAGUAGGCGGCAGCAGCCGCAUGUUUGCGCUGGCGAGGGGAAAGAGGAGUCGACGGUCCACGGGGAGCAGCAGCCGAACGCAUCUGUUCCCACCCGAGAAGUCGAGCUUCUUGCGGGGCCGCGUGCACCAUCUUGCUGUCAGAGCAGCGCAGAAACUUCUAUGCAUCCGUGCGAACUGCCGACGGCGAGGAAGACCAAGCAGGAACUGCUGUGUCGCGAACACAAGACGCAUGCGGCGAACCGUCUAGGACGAGGCCGGCGGUCGCCGGACUGUCCCCCGUGGGGGUCUUGGCAGAGCGCCGAUAUUGAAGACGCUCCGAGCCUCGAGUGUGGCGCGGCGGCAGCUGCCGGCGAUGAAGAAGAUACUCUGGCAGUUGACGUCUGCCGAGAGCAGCGUGGAGUGUGCACGUGCCAAGCGGCAGAUGCGACGGGUGACGGCAAUGAGCGAAUCUGUUCAACAGGUGGCCUCGAAACGCCAGUCGCCUGUGGCCGCACGCGAGAGAAGAAGGGAGAGCAUGAAAGCUGCGGCUACGCAGGCAACGGUGCGAGUGCGGCGGCGGCCCAUAGAGCCGGAGACUGGCCACUGAUGGAGGAAGGACAGGGGACAGAUCACGGGAUUCACCAGGACUCUGCCGGCGGUGUUGCGUCAAAGGGCACCUGCUCUGCACUCGCCAGUGGGUCGUCGGGGAAGGCAGGCUGCGCCAUGAAUCCCCUUUUCAAGACCAAAAUGUGCCCGCUGCUCAAGGCGGGUUUGUGUCCAAAGACGGCUCGGCGGUGCAAGUUCGCGCAUGCUCUACAGGAGCUGCGUCCCACAGCCGAGUUCUACAAGACCCAGAUGUGCAGUUUCUGGAUGAUGGGCUUUUGCCGAGCCGGCAUUAGCUGUCGUCAUGCGCAUGGAGCAGACGAACUCAAGGUGCGCCCUGUCGGCGAGUCGCGUCCACCAGUGGAGACGCGCCCUGUAGGAGACACACGUCCGGCAGCCAGCAGUGAGUCGCCGAAAGAGGUCCACGACGGCAGCGCGACGCAGCCUGGAUCUUGA